CGGACUCUGACGAGACGAGCGCAACUAGUUUGCGACUCACCUGACAGCCUACAAGACGAGACUGAUUAUCUUAACAACGUUUUUAGUAAGAACAAUUACAACACGGACUUUGUUAGACGGAACACUCACAGUAACACUGAUUCCAACUCUCAGACCAACUCUGGCCCUGUUACGACAGCGACUAUACCGUACAUCAGAGGCACCUCUGAAACUAUUGCACGUAUAUUACAACCUUACAUUAUACGUGUUGCGCACAAACCGAUAACCACUUUACGGCGACUGCUUACUAAUGUCAAGGACAAAGACAAACCGGAGGACAGACAGGGAGCAGUAUACAAGAUCAAAUGCUGCGACUGCCAGGCUUCUUACAUUGGUGAAACCGGCAGAAACCUAAGCACGCGACUGUCCGAACACAAACGCGCGACGAGGAAUGGUGACGUCAAUAAUCACAUUGCUGAGCACCAUUUAAAGACGAAACAUCAAAUUGACUGGGACUAUGCGACAUGUAUAACGUAUUCUACAGACUACUAUCAAAGUCUUACUUUAGAAAGCUGGUUUACUAACUUAGAAAAUAAGCCACUGAAUCGUAGCCAACAGUUACCAGCGCCGUACAAACGACUUAUUGACGAGAUCAAAGAAAACUAACUACGAGAGAACAACUGGAGAACUGACAAUUUGACUAACCAUAGACGACUGUUUAACUGUGACAAUAGACGGAUCGAAACGCACCAAUUACUGAUUACGAGUCUUCAUAGCCAAUAAUAUCACGGCUUAACUGACAGACGACCAAUAACAUCGCGACAUAAUUGACCAAUCAGAUCAAUAACCAAGUAUAAUACCAUCAACUGACGUGACACAACUCACUUUGACUCUGAAGAUGACUACCGCACAGGUUG
Molecule: messenger RNA, 896 nt
Organism: Porites lobata
Lineage: Eukaryota; Metazoa; Cnidaria; Anthozoa; Scleractinia; Poritidae
Source: the annotation of a GenBank genome assembly